AUGGGCAGUAGCGUCCCUCAUGACCUCCAGACCAAGGUCAUCGCUCACCUCAACUCCGUGACCAAGAGUCUCAUGGGUCAGGUCUCCGGAGUGCCUGUGGGGAGCGGGUUGUCCUCCGGCAGCUCUAGCGUCGUCGUGAGCGGGGGCGUUGUCACCCUCACGCCCCCUGCCCCUUCGUCUUCCACUUCCUCCUCCUUGGCCCCUCUCGCGCCGCCCCUCGUCGUCACCACCGUCGCAGACUCGAGCACGACCUUGGCUGGACUCCCGGAGCGGUGUUCGGGCGCGUCGGGCCGAGAUGCCCCUUCCGGCGUCCUAGCGAGUCGGCUCUCAUGGAUGCCACGCCCUCGCAGGGCCCCGUCACUGUGGCCCCCCACGAGCAAGCCCUCGCUCGGGUCCGUUGCCCCGCCCUCCUCGAGCUUUUGCACUUUGGACUCGCCGACAGACUACUCCAGCAUGUCCCUCUCGACUCAGCUGUCGUCGACGCCCUCGUCUUUCGGGGGGCCUCGCCUCGUGACCUUCUCGAGCCGCCCUCACGAGGGGUUUCUAUACAGCGUCUCUGAGGCGUCCUCGGCCCCUUACGAGACGACGUUCCCUCCGAAUCCAUCCGGCCGGGAACAAAGCUCCUCCUUCACCUCCGAAAAGGGAGGCCCGACGUUCUCCUCGGAGGCGUCUCGGGGCGUCUGCGACCACCACGCUGAAGUGAGACUCGUCUCCUCUGAAGCCUCUGGAGAAACGUGUCAGAGACUCGAUCCUUUCCGCCCAUCUCCCAGCGUGAAGAUUUCCGUCAGCUUCUCAGACUCGAGUAAAGUAGAGACUCAGAGAGCGUCUUCAUACCUGAGCCUGUACUCAGACCCAACCACAGCAGCUCAGGUUGUUCGCCCGACGCCCACGCUGCCGGAGGGCGUCGCCUUGUCGAACUCUCGCCCGGACCACGCCCAGGGGACACCUUCGCUUUACACCCUUCGUCCUGAUAGCUCCUGCUCUGUCCAGCCGCCAGCAGUGACGUCCUACAGGUCGUCCUUCGUCACUGCUGUCUCGUCCUCCCUAUCUCCCUCAUCAACUAGUGUCUCAUCAACUCCGAAUGCUUCUUCGACGCCUAUUGUUUCGUCAACUUCCGCUGCUCCGACGAGUCUCAGCACCUCAACGGCUUCUACCGUCCCAUCUAUCCUUUAUGUGUCGUCAACUCCCAGUGUCCUAUCAGGUCCAGGCAUUCCAUCCAGUCCCAGUGUCCCAUCAAAGCCCGGUGUCUCAAUAACUCCCACUGCCCCGGCAAUGCCCUAUCACCCAGCAAAUCACAGUUCCCUUCCGACGUCUACUGUCCAGUCAACCUUCAGCCUUCCACCCUGUGAUCCCAUUCACUCCAUCUUCCCUCACAUCCUCCUCGUCAACCACUCUUCCAUCCACUUCAUGCGCUCCACCAACUCAAGCUUCGGACGCCUAAGCUCUCAACCAAAUGCUGCGACUUCUUCGAGUGAUCCGUCACCUGUCGUCACAGUCCUCCUGACACCCAUUCUCCGGCCCCAUUCACACCCAUUAGCAGUGCACCCAUUACCUGUUCCUCAUCAUCUACCAGUACAAACUGUAUCCAGACUUCAUCCAGAACGCAAGAAGCUUCUAUCUGUACCUUGUCUGUACCCGGUAACCAAUCUCCCGGUGCCUCGUCAUCCUCAUGUCCCUCGAUCUGUCGUGUGGCAAACGCCCACCAUCUCUGAAGAUCGCGCCCACGCCCACCUGGAGGAGAAGCAGCGCGCCCUACCGCCCUCCCCUCGUGGGGCGUCGCUCGCAGCCAUGGCGUCCGUGGUGACGGCCCAUUUAGAUAUCCUCCUCUACUGGGGUCCCCGGGGGCGUUGA
This is a messenger RNA of Penaeus chinensis, 1851 nucleotides long. Its product is annotated as mucin-17-like. NCBI's taxonomy places the organism in Eukaryota, Metazoa, Arthropoda, Malacostraca, Decapoda, Penaeidae. Bases 1 to 1851 code for a protein of 616 amino acids. The record is from RefSeq and is a predicted model, not a curated record. The transcript is spliced from 6 exons.